Closterium sp. Naga37s-1 is the source of this 2853-nucleotide messenger RNA. NCBI's taxonomy places the organism in Eukaryota, Viridiplantae, Streptophyta, Zygnematophyceae, Desmidiales, Closteriaceae. The record is from the annotation of a GenBank genome assembly.
AUGGGCAGUGACCCGCGGAUUCUGGCAGGAGGCCAGCGCGGAACGGGUGUAAGGCGUCGCGACGGUGUGGACGGGGUAGAUUCGUCCGAUUCGGCAAGCGAGGCUGACGGCGCGGAAGAAGCAGACGGCGCGGAAGAAGCAGACGGCGCGGAAGAAGCAGACUGCGCGGAAGAAGCAGACGGCGCGGAAGAAGCAGACGGCGCGGAAGAAGCGGACGGCGCGGAAGGAGCAGACGGCGCGGAAGAAGCAGACGGCGCGGAAGAAGCAGACGGCGCGGAAGAAGCAGACGGCGCGGAAGAAGCGGACGGCGCGGAAGGAGCAGACGGCGCGGGAGAAGCAGACGGCGCGGAAGAAGCAGACGGCGCCAUCCCGAUGGCGCGGGAUGGUGAGAGGGAGGAAGUGGCGGAAGAAGGGCGCGACGGAGAGAGCAAGGAUGCGGGAGGAAAUUGCUCGCCGGUAAGGAUGCGCGGAGGCGGCGCGAAGCGUCACGGGAACAUGACGACAGGGCGUUCGCCGGAAGACAUGCGCAGGGGAAGCGUGAGGCGCUGCGGGAGCACGGAUGCAAACGGAUUGGCAGACGAAGGGUGUGAAGAGGGCGCGAGGCACCGCGGGGGCGCGAAUGCAGACGGGUUGGCAGACGAAGGGCGCGGGGGCGCGGAUGCAGAUGGUACGGUGGACGAAAUAGGUGGAAACAGCGUGAGGCACUGCGGAGGCAAGGAUGCAGGUCGCUCGGCAGACGAAAUGCGAGGUGGCAGCGCAAGGCGCCGCGGGAGAGCGGAUGCAGACAGCUCGCCAGAACGGAUGCGCGGGAGUGGCGGGAGGCGCCAAGGGAACAUGGCGGCAGAUCGUUCGCCAGAGGAGGUGCUCGAGGGAGAUGCGAGGCGCCGCGGAACCGCAGCGGCAAGUCGCUCGCCGGACGAUCUUCGGGAGGACAGCAGGAAAAACCAUGCGCCAACGGGACGGUACAGCUCGCCUGAGCUGCGAGGACGUGGGAGGAGACGCGUGGCGAUGGCCGCGCGGCGAUCGCCAGAGAGGAAGAACGGGGCAGACGAGCAGGUCCGGACGGGGAGCGAGGGGAUGGUGAGGAAAGAGAUGGGUGGUGCUCACCAGAGAGAGGAGGGGGGCGUGAGGAGGGACGCAUCAGGGAGGGUGCACGACGAUCGCUGGGCGCAACAAGGGCAGAAGAAAGGGGGAGAGGGAACCGACGGCGGCGGGAAGAUGUGGAGCGAGAAAGGCGGUAUCAGGAGCACUCGCAUGAUGGGAAGGAAAGGCGGUGGGACGGAGCAGAGAAGCGGAGAGCGGCUUACGAGAGAGAGCGAGGAAGGAGUCCGAGUACAAGGGGCCCAAGGGGGCGAUGGCAAUCAGGAGGAGGAUCCGAAGGAGCCAGAGCGGCCAGAGAGGGGACAGAACGGGCGCUUAACACCAGCAGCAGCGGGAGCAGAGGAGCAGGACGAGCAGGCGGGGGCAGGAGCGUGCGUACCAGCAGCAGCGGGAGCGGAGGAGCGGGAUGAGCAGGUGGGGUCAGAAGCGUACGUACCAGCAGCAGCGGGAGCGGAGGAGCGGGAUGAGCAGGUGGGGGCAGAAGCGUGCGUACCAGCAGCAGCAGGAGCGAAGGAGCGGGAUGAGCAGGUGGGGGCAGAAGAGUGCGUCCCAGCAGCAGCAGGAGCGAAGGAGCGGGAUGAGCAGGUGGGGGCAGAAGCGUGCGUGCCAGCAGCAGCGGGAGCGGAGGAGCGGGACGAGCAGGUGGGGGCAGAAGCGUGUGCAUUAGCAGCGGCGGAAGCGGGAGGGAAGAACGAGAAGGUGGGGGCAUGGUCGGGUGUACCAGUGGCAGCAGAAGCGGAAGGGAGGGAAGGGAAGGUGGGGGCACAGGCGGGCAUGACAGCAGUAGCGGAAGCGGAAAGCGGGGCAGUGAAGGUGGGGGCACAGGCGUGCAUGACAUCAGUAGCGGAAGUGGAAAGCGGGGCAGUGAAGGUGGGGGCACAGGCGGGCAUGACAGCAGUAGAGGAAGUGGAAAGCGGGGUAGUGAAGGUGGGGGCACAGGCGGGCAUGACAGCAGUAGCAGAAGCGGAAAGCGGGGCAGUGAAGGUGGGGGCACAGGCGUGCAUGACAGCAGUAGCGGAAGCGGAAAGCGGGGCAGUGAAGGUGGGGGCACAGGCGUGCAAACCAGAAGUAGCAGAAGCGGCAGGGAGGGAAGAGAAGGAGAGAGCACAGGCGUGCGCAGCAGCAGCAGCGGAAACGGAAGAGGAAAGGAAAGAAGAGAAGUUGGGGGGCACAGGCCAGCAGCAGAAGAGGAAGGGAAGGAGAGAAGUUGGGGCACAGGCGUGUGCAGCGGCAGCAGCAGAAGAGGAAAGGAAGGAAGAGACGUUGGGGACACAGGCGUGUGCAGCAGCAGCAGCAGAAAAGGAAGGGAAAGAAGAGAAUUUGGAGACACAGGCGUGUGGAGCAGCAGCAGAAGAAGAGGAAGGGAAGGAAGAGAAAGUAGGGGCACCUGAGUGUGUAGCAGCAGCAGCGGAGGCGGGAGUGGAGGAUGAGGAGGGAGGAUGGGCAGGUGGGGGGCGAGGUGCAGUGGGGGGUGAGGUGCAGUGGGGGGCGAGGUGCAGUGGGGGGCGAGGUGCAGUGGGGGGCGAGGUGCAGUGGGGGGCGAGGUGCAGUGGGGUGCGAGGUGCAGUGGAGGGCGAGGUGCAGUGGGGUGCGAGGUGCAGUGGGGGGCGAGGUGCAGUGGAGGGAACCAACAUUUCAGUGAAGUUGGGGAGAGCACCAAGGGAGGCAGGCAGCGACCCAGACACGUUGGUGUUGCUGAUGUCCCUGGGACAGGGCGGUUGCGGGGCGAGUGAAAGAGGGAACAGGGCAUAG